Nilaparvata lugens (brown planthopper) is the source of this 950-nucleotide messenger RNA. Its product is annotated as protein bric-a-brac 1-like. NCBI's taxonomy places the organism in Eukaryota, Metazoa, Arthropoda, Insecta, Hemiptera, Delphacidae. The record is from RefSeq and is a predicted model, not a curated record. Bases 591 to 950 code for a protein of 119 amino acids. Gene Ontology annotation, biological process: regulation of transcription by RNA polymerase II. Gene Ontology annotation, molecular function: protein binding. The transcript has 3 exons. Gene Ontology annotation, cellular component: nucleus.
UGAUGAUGGUGGUGAUACAAGCUUGAAGAUGUUUUCAGUUUUGUUUAUCUGGCGUGCGGUUUAAUGUUUUUCUGUGUUGCUACAAAUUUGAUGGUUAUUUGAAAUAUUUACAUACAUAUUUAAAUAGUAUUUCAAUUCAAAAUACACAUUUAAAAUUUUUGGGAAAUAACUAAAUGGCUUUUCUAGGGCAGAUAGUUAAGCAUCGGUAGAAGGUCGUUGGAAAUCAGUUAACUUACAAUAUUUAUAAUAUUUUACAGAAUUAUAUUGUAAAACUUCUCUCAAAGACUACAAUCGUUUGAAUCUUUUGUAAAGUUAAAGUGAUUUUUACUGUGUUCUAUUAAUUAGUUUGUGGAAAGUGACUAAGCUGGAACUAAGUUGAGGUUAUGUUUAAUUCUUUAUUAUUUCUGAAAAAUUGCAUUUAAACUAUGCAUACGGUAACUAAAGAAUUUAUAUUAUAAUUAUUGUAUAUGUAUAAAUUUUUAAAAUUCUUUUUUAUUCAUUAUGUGUGCUAAGAGUUUUUAUUGUGUGCUUUAGAAAUUAAAAUAGGGUGGUUUACUUGCUCGAACAUUAUAAACAAACAAGAAACAACCAUGGCAGCCCAAUCUUUCUACAGUAUGAAAUGGGAAAAUUACUUGUAUCAUGUCAGUGAUCUUUUUAAUCAACUUCUACAAACUGGCUCUAUGUCUGAUAUUACUCUGUAUGCCGAAGGAACAAAGAUAAACUGUCAUAAAAUACUUUUGUCAGCCUGCAGUCCAUAUUUCCAGGAAAUUUUAUCAGACGUCGGCUCAGAAAAAACAGCAAUUGUAAUAAGUGGUAUAGAAGGCGAAGAUGUGAAAUCGUGCAUUGAGUUUAUCUACAAAGGAGAGAUCAAUGUAAAGGCUGAUCGUUUAUGCUCAGUUUUAAAAGCAGCUCAAGUUCUGAAGAUUUGCGGACUCACUGAUAAGUUGUAA